Molecule: messenger RNA, 477 nt
Organism: Durio zibethinus
Lineage: Eukaryota; Viridiplantae; Streptophyta; Magnoliopsida; Malvales; Malvaceae
Source: RefSeq, a predicted model, not a curated record
AUGGAAUGCAAAUUUAGUAAUCAUAGGGAAGCUAGUGUUAGGGUGACUAAGUUUGAUGGUGAGGUAGUACCAAAGAAUAACCAGUUUCAAUAUUUGGGAUCAAUUAUUCAGAGUGAUACUAAGAUAGAAAUGGAUGUCAAGCAUAGGAUUCAAGCAGAAUGGUUUCAAUAUUUGGGAUCAAUUAUUCUGAGUGAUACUAAGAUAGAAAUGGAUGUCAAGCAUAGGAUUCAAGCAAGAUGGGUGAGAUGGCGAAGUGCAUUCGGUGUAUUGUGUGAUCGCAACAUGUCUUUAAAGUUGAAAGCAAAGUUGUAUAAAAUAACUAUUAGUUAUGCACUGGUUAGAAGAAUUAAGUCUCUAAAUCUAGGAGAGAUCAAAAUCGCUAGAGGUAGACCGCAAAAGACAUGGAAGCGAAUAAUAAAAAACGAUAUGAUGAUUAAGGAAUUAGAUGAAAAUUCGGCUUCAGAAUACGAGAUAUAA